Serendipita indica DSM 11827 is the source of this 1305-nucleotide messenger RNA. The record is from the annotation of a GenBank genome assembly. Lineage: Eukaryota; Fungi; Basidiomycota; Agaricomycetes; Sebacinales; Serendipitaceae.
AUGAGCAGCCGUUGGCCUGAAAUUGGAAGCACUGUAGAGCUUCUGAGGACUCAAGAUGCAGAUCUAGCACUCGUACAUGAGCUCAUGCGCGAGCGGGCAAGAUUGGAACAAGAGUUCGUUGAUGGGCUGCGCGCGCUGGUUGAAAAGCACAAGCCACAUUCGAAGGAAGAGAGCAGGGAAUAUUCAAACGUACUUCUCAGUGCAUUCGAACAAGAAAUUGAGGCUCGCUCGGAUCUCAAUCCGAACCUAGCUGAGCACGCAUCGUUAGGGGCGAAGGAGCUUUCACUCGGUUCUCAACUCGCACAGGCGCUUCUUGCUGCACAAAUGACACACGAAGGCAAAUAUACAAGCUUAUUGGCUUCAAGGGACGAACUAACAGACUGGUUCGAGCGACGACCGUCGUCACCCUGGGAUGUGCGAAUGCCAUUAGCAGAUAUGACAAUCAUACUCAGACAUGGAGAACUCGAAUACCGCCUAAGCGUGCACGAGCAGCGCAAAUGUGCAAGUAGCCUUAACGAGUGGUAUAGAACCAAGCUUCUGGUAUUUUAUCCACGGCAUCUCUUCAACUCUAGUUCUGAGUUCUGUUCAGCUGAUGAUAGAAUCUCACCAUUCGGCCCUGGAGAACACAAAAGCAAUCAUGGCCACCAGAAUAAACGACAUCAUAAAACGUGCAUGGACAUGCAACCAGAUAUAUUCAAUGCAAGUAGCAGCGCAGACAAUUUAAGUCCGUCGAACCAUCGCAUUUUAGUCGAGGCAAGCAAGGAUUUAGAAUCAGCCAGUCAAGCACUCGUUCCAGUACCCUACUACAACUGGUUCUUCGAUGGAGAACCCUCGCCUUUGCACUUUGGCAUCGGUAUUCUUCCCCUCGAUUCCUCUCGUGUUCCUGUUUAUUGGGAGACUUCGCGACACUCCGUACAGCUGGCCGAGCAGAGGGAUAUCCUCAACACUCUUUACCCUAGUGACGUUAAUCUGUUUGAACUUGCGCAGUACUGCCCACUGCUUCCCCUAAACUCACGAGAGUUUGAGCGGCUCAACUCUGCCGGCUUGGUAUCCAAACAAGUGACGCGAAGGCUGAAACCCGAUAUAGGGAACAUCUCUCGGCGUGACUUAAGUGCCCUUUUGGUACCGGAUGAACCCGUCUGGGAACCUCUAGGAUCAGCGCGGCGCAAAGAAUUGCUCAGGAUGGCAAUCGGCAAAAUUGACCCAUGGUGGCUCACAUUUCGUCGCGAUUCGGAAAAAAUUGUGGAAGCUGUCUUGCGGAAAUGGGACUUUGACACGGACAAGCCAAAGUCCAGAGAAAAAUGA